This is a messenger RNA of Haliaeetus leucocephalus (bald eagle), 1422 nucleotides long. It is a transcript of the gene NYX, whose product is annotated as nyctalopin. NCBI's taxonomy places the organism in Eukaryota, Metazoa, Chordata, Aves, Accipitriformes, Accipitridae. Gene Ontology annotation, cellular component: plasma membrane. The transcript is spliced from 2 exons. Gene Ontology annotation, molecular function: protein binding. The record is from RefSeq and is a predicted model, not a curated record. The coding region runs from base 1 to 1422 and encodes 473 amino acids.
AUGUUUGCCAUCAUUUUAAAUGUGAUCCUUUGGGUCCCCCAUGUCCAUGCGGUGUGGGCGUGCGUGCGAUCCUGCCCUGCCAACUGCGUGUGCACCCAGGAGCGGAGCUGCUCCGUCCUCUGCGAUCGUGCCGGUCUGGGGCAGAUCCCUAGUGACUUCCCUUGUGAAGCCUCCUCUAUCAACCUGGACAAAAACAGCAUCAAGUUCCUCUCCGAGAGGGCCUUCGGGACCUUGCCUUCCCUCAAAUCCCUGUCGCUCAACCACAACAAUAUCUCCUUCAUCACCCCGGGGGCUUUCAAGGGGCUGCCCAGCUUGACCGAGCUGAAGAUGGCCCACAACGAGUACAUUCGCUAUCUCCACACGCGGACUUUCACUGCCCUCAGACGGCUGGUGAGGCUGGACCUGGCGGACUGCAACCUUUUCAACAUCCCGGACAGGAUCUUCAUUGAGUUGCCGGCUCUGCAGGAGCUCUUCUGCUUCCAGAACAACUUUCGGAGGAUCCCAGGUGCCAUCAGGGGCAUGGAGAACCUCACCCAUGUUUACCUGGAGAGAAACAGGAUCGAAGCGGUAGCCUAUAACUCCCUGCAGGGCCUGACCAAGCUGAAAUACCUGAAUCUGCAGGACAACAGGAUAAACGUCAUUCACGAGGGAGCUUUUCAGGGCUGCCGGAAGAUGGAGUACCUCUACCUGAACGACAAUUUGAUCAGCGAGCUGCCAGAAAACUCCUUCGACGGCCUGCGGUGCCUGAAGAUGCUCAACCUGGGGGGUAAUUUUCUCAGGAACAUUUCCAACACCUGGUUCAGGGACCUGGGGGAGCUGGAGGUCCUCUACCUGGACCGCAACAGGAUCAACUACAUUGAGGAAGGGGCUUUUGAAAACCUCACCAGCCUGGUCGCCUUGCACUUGAACAGCAACAACCUGACGACCCUGCCCUUUUCUGUCUUCCAGCCGGUCUACUUCCUUGGGCGGCUGUACCUCUUCCGCAAUCCCUGGGAGUGCGACUGCCGCAUCGAGUGGCUGAAGGAGUGGAUGGAGAAUUACAGGCUCGUCAGGGAUAUUCCCUGUGCCUCCCCCUCCUCAGUAGCUGGCAUUGACCUGAUGGACGUGCUCUACGAGAGAUCGCCAGAAGGUUACUGUCUCGACCCGGUGGAGCUAAACAUUACAUCCGAAGGGCCGACCCCAAGUGAAGAGCCUUGGUCUACCACAGAGAGCAAGUUCAACAGCCUUAUCUCCAAACUCUUGCUCCAGAUGGGCCUUCCCGAAGAGGUGGCAAACGCCACCGAAGCCUAUGGUAACAGCACCCAGCUGGAUGGACUGACCGAUGGGGUUUCUUCUGGGGUGGGGGAAGACAGUAUCGAGGCCAUCUCCUUCUCUUUUUACCUCCCAGCACUUUUUACAGUGAUUGUUUUGCGGUGCAAAUAG